Procambarus clarkii (red swamp crayfish) is the source of this 627-nucleotide messenger RNA. Its product is annotated as protein FAM200A-like. The record is from RefSeq and is a predicted model, not a curated record. Lineage: Eukaryota; Metazoa; Arthropoda; Malacostraca; Decapoda; Cambaridae.
AUGAGCACAUUGUAUUUGGAUUCUUCCGGCCAGUACAUGAAGCUUCAAAAACCAGUAUACUUGAAGCAACAGUCGACCUCUAAAAGUCAAAUUAAGCCCUCUGACAUGAAAGCACUUACUCCUGCUUCUCUUAAGAUGAAACAUCAUUCUUUAGAAAAAGAGCCAUUCACUGAACUUGAAAAUGUUGUAUUGCCGUGUCUUGAAGUAGCAGCUGACCUUAUAUAUGGAGGGAAAGAUGCAGUGAAGAAAGUGAAGCAGAUUCCGUUGUCUGAUACUGCAAUAAGUCGUCGGUCUGUGAUGUUAGCAUAUGACCUGAAGGAACAGCUUGUUAAAAACUUGCCUCUAGCCUCUUCGUUUGGCAUUCAACUGGAUGAAACCACAGACAUAGGAGGAGAAGCACAGCUGAUUGUUUACUGUCGGUUUCCAGACUUAGAAGAGAAAACCUGUGUUGAACACUAUUUGUGCUGCUUCCAACUGUGCGUAGAAACAACAGCACACAACAUUCUUCAGAAACUUCAUGAUUACAUUACUGAAGAGUGCAAUGACUGGUCAAAAUGCAAGUCUGUUAAUAUUGAUGGUGCGAAAACUAUGGUCGGUGCAAUCAAUAGCGUUGUAAAGAAAAUCUAA